This is a messenger RNA of Nematolebias whitei (Rio pearlfish), 1880 nucleotides long. It is a transcript of the gene avpr2aa, whose product is annotated as arginine vasopressin receptor 2a, duplicate a. The coding region runs from base 337 to 1845 and encodes 502 amino acids. Gene Ontology annotation, molecular function: peptide binding; vasopressin receptor activity. Gene Ontology annotation, cellular component: membrane. The record is from RefSeq and is a predicted model, not a curated record. Gene Ontology annotation, biological process: regulation of systemic arterial blood pressure by vasopressin; G protein-coupled receptor signaling pathway; positive regulation of vasoconstriction. The transcript has 7 exons. Lineage: Eukaryota; Metazoa; Chordata; Actinopteri; Cyprinodontiformes; Rivulidae.
AAGGCGUAAGGAGACGCACAAAGAGCAGAGACGCACAUUUUGCCUGGACCCUGAUCAUAAACUGCUGGGAACUACAGGACCAAUACAGAAUGCCUCUAUUACUUUGACAAAAGGAAAAAGUUGAUUUUUUUUAUUUUUAUUUUUUUUUGUCCUGGCAGAUUCAGUCAGAAUCCAGCUGAUGUUCCUCUGAAUGAAAAACAAAACAAAACAUUGCAUCCAAACACUGAAGAAGUGAAUAUUUUGGAGGAAAUUCUAACCACCAAAGUAGAUCAAAACCAAACAGAGCGAAGGAACACGACACACAUGAGAACAACUACCAUGCACUGACAACAAGGAAUGGAAAGAAUCAGUGCAGAAACAGACUGGGAUGGGUUAGGUCUCUCCCCUCCGAGCGCCGCAGGAAGAAACAACAUCUCCUUGUUGGUAACUGAACUGAACUCCUUCAACACGUCUCGCACUGGGGGGUCCCUGUUUGGGAUCUUUCCUGAGAAUGGCUCCAACGCCACUCCUCACACCCUGCCUCAGCCCAGGACCAGGGACCUGGGCCUAGCCCGGGCUGAGAUUGGGGUUCUUGGUGUGGUGCUGGCUCUCACAACCUUAGGGAACAGCUUUGUGUUGUGGGUGCUCCUGAGGAGGAAGAAGCUCAACGCGCCGAUGCACCAGUUCAUGGUCAACCUGUGCGUGGCCGACCUGGUGGUGGCACUUUUUCAGGUUCUUCCCCAGCUCAUAUGGGACAUAACCGAGAGGUUUCAGGGACCUGACCUGCUGUGCCGGUCCAUCAAGUACUUGCAGAUAGUUGGGAUGUUUGCUUCCUCCUAUAUGAUAGUUGCCAUGACAGUGGACCGACACCAUGCAAUCUGCUGCCCAUUGCAGGCUUACCGCGUUGGGGCCAUGUCCCGUUGGAACACUCCUGUUAUGGUGGCGUGGGGCCUGGCACUGGUGCUCAGCAUACCACAGGUGUUCAUCUUCUCUCGCUCAGAAGUGGCUCCUGGAGUGUUUGAGUGCUGGGGUAACUUUACUGAGCCGUGGGGGCUGAAGGCCUACGUCACCUGGAUGACCGUGGCCGUGUUCCUGCUGCCUGCCCUCAUCAUAACCAUCUGUCAGAUAAGAAUUUUUCGCGAGAUUCACAACAACAUUUACCAGAAGUCAGAGAGGAUAGUGAUGGCUGAGCUGAAAAGGAAUGAAAUCCUCUUUCGCUUCCACAGCUUCAAGAAGGAGGACGAGCGGGCCAAGGAGAGGGGGAGGCGGGCCUCUGGAGGAGGUGAAGUGGGGGAAGGCAGGGAUGGAGCAGUAGGACAUCUCUUAAAGGCUGUGAAUGACAAUCCUCACAGUAACAGCCAGGCAGGAGAGUGUUACGACUACGUUCCCUCUGUCAUUCAGUACAACAGCUGCUGCAACGAACACCAAAUAACAACAACGGACGAGCAAACACCGAGCAGCUCCGACUUCCAGGAGCCCCGCUGCUCCCGCGAUUAUGUGCCCCCUCCUCCUCACCCUGUCACUCCACCUCCAAGUAUCACUAAAGCCAUGUCCAAGACGGUGAGGAUGACUCUGGUCAUCGUGUUGGUCUACACUAUCUGCUGGUCACCGUUCUUCAUCGUCCAGCUGUGGGCAGCCUGGGAUCCUCACCCUCCAGAUCAAACAGGCGUGGCCUUCACCAUCCUGAUGCUGCUGGCCAGCCUGAACUCGUGCACCAACCCGUGGAUCUACACGGCUUUUUCCAGCAGCGUGUCCAGAGAGCUUCAAAACCUGCUCCACUGUCGGACGCGACUCGGACGCCGGGGCUCCCUGCCAGACGACUCCACGGCCACGCACACCUCCACCACCAAGGACACACAAUACUGACAGGACAGGGGAGGAGGAGACGGGAACUCACACGA